Messenger RNA from Brugia malayi, 1053 nucleotides. It is a transcript of the gene Bma-ubc-25, whose product is annotated as ubiquitin-conjugating enzyme E2Q, putative. The coding region runs from base 1 to 1053 and encodes 350 amino acids. The transcript has 9 exons. NCBI's taxonomy places the organism in Eukaryota, Metazoa, Nematoda, Chromadorea, Rhabditida, Onchocercidae. The record is from RefSeq and is a predicted model, not a curated record.
AUGGCUUGCCUUCAAAAACUAAGACAAGAUGUUGCAAUGCUAGAAUCUCUGUUUCCAAAAGAACACGAACGUUUUCAGGUACUUUCAGCAUCAGUUGAUGAGAUUACAGUUCAGUUUAUUAACCCUCAGAAUAAACCAAUCGUCGUCACAGCUAACGUUCUAGAAAAUUAUCCACACGUUGCACCUAUCUGGUUUAGUGAGUGUGAUGAUUCAACAGUUACAGCGAUUUUGCAGUCACUUACUGAAGCAGAAGCACCAUGUUACAUUUUACUACAAACGCAUGAACUUGUUUCACGCUUAUGUUCCUACUAUAAUGUUACUAUACCUACUGAAUUGAUCUCUAUUGGCCCUGUUGGAGAUGAAAGGGAUGAAGGAAUGGAGAGUGACGAUGAUUAUAUUUUAAUGGAGGAAGAAACAACGUCACGUAAAGAUGCCGGAGAUGAAGAAGAUUUGUCAGCAGAACAGAAAGCAAUAUUUGCGAGACUUAACCAUGUACAGCGUGAGCAACAUUUGACGGGAGCUGCAGCAGGUUCUGUGACAGCUACUGAUAGACUAAUGAAAGAACUGAAAGAUAUAUAUCGUUCGGAUCAUUUCAAGAACGGUGUAUAUUCGGUAGAGCUAGUAAUGGAUAGCCUUUAUGAAUGGCACGUGAAAUUAAAAAAGGUGGAUCCGGAUAGCAGUUUAGCACACGACAUGAAAGUGAUGAUAACGAAAGAAGCACAGGAUUAUAUUUUAUUUCAUUUCCUGUUCAAGGAUACAUUUCCUUUCGAACCGCCAUUUGUACGCUUAGUUUCUCCAACAAUUACGAAUGGAUUUGUUUUGGGAGGUGGUGCUAUCUGCAUGGAACUUCUAACAAGGCAAGGGUGGUCAAGUGCUUAUAGUAUCGAAUCUUUGAUCUUACAAAUUGCCGCUACUUUAGUAAAAGGAAAGGCGCGCAUCAAUUUCUCAGUUAAAGGGCAGUAUACUUUAGCGCGAGCGCAACAUGCAUUCUCAUUGCUUGUGCAGACUCAUGCAAAAUCGGGAUGGUUUACACCUCCUCAGGCAGAUGGUUGA